AUGGCUUCUCCGGUGGACGAGAAAAGCACGGCCGUUUGUGACGCGAAAAGCCUCUGGGACGACGCGGAAAUUCCGCUGGCGUGGGCCGUGGAGGCGUCGCGGCUCUCGCUGUCCAUCGAGAACCCCAUUCGCAAGAUCACCGACUCUCUCGCCGCCGUGCUCGCCGCGCCUUCUGCGCAGGCUGCAUCUGCUGCGCAGGUCACGUCUGCUGCUCCUGACGCUCCUCCGAAACCGUUGAUCUCGUUGGGUCAGGGGGAUCCUACGGCGUUCGGGCAUUUGAAGCUGCCGGAUGUUGCGGUGCGCGCCGUGCAAGACGCUAUAGCGAGUGGUCGCUAUAACGGGUACCCGCCUUCUAACGGACUGCCUGACGCACGGAGGGCGGUGGCUGAAUUUUGCUCCACGUCAGCGCUCGAAACGCUCCCUCCUGCCACGUCAGCAGGGUGCGCGCCUGCAUGCUCAGCUGCUGACGUGUACAUCACUGGAGGCUGCGGCCCUUCCAUUCAGCUGUGCUUAGACGCGCUCGCGAAUCCGGGCAAAAAUGUUUUGCUGCCCCGCCCGGGAUUCCCGGUCUACGAGUGCAUGUGCAUGCACUCCGGCUUGGAGCCCAGAUUUUACGACCUGCUGCCCGAGAAGAACUGGGAGGUGGAUCUCGGGCAGGUUGCAAAACUUCGUGAUGAGAACACAGUGACUAUACUGGUGUGCAAUCCGGGGAAUCCCUGCGGGCAGGUCUUCUCUCGGCAGCAUCUGGUGGAGAUCCUUACCACAGCAGCGGCCCUCCGUCUACCAAUCAUAGCUGACGAGGUGUACGAGGGCAUCGCUUUCCAGGAAGCUUCGCCCUUCAUCCCCCUGCGUGCUGCAGCCAUGCAGCUAGCCCUGCAACAUCCACAACAACCCCAACAAUCCCAUGCCGACCACGCUGCUAGCUCGUCUGCAGCAGCAGGCAGCAAUGGGAUGCUUGGUAACGGGGUGCAUGUGGGAAACGGUAACGGGCAUGUUGUUAGUGGAGAGCGGUUCCUGGUGCCGGGGUGGCGGGUGGGGUGGAUCGCAGUGCACGACCCUCGUAACAUUCUGAGGAAUGCUAAGGUCAUAGAGUCUUUGGAGCGAAUCCUGCAGUACGCCCCUCAGCCAUGCUCCCUCAUCCAGGCCGCCCUUCCUGCCGUUCUCAACACCACGCCGCCCUCGUUCCUCCGCCACCUCAGCAGCCAGCUGGCAGAUGCCGCCCGCACCAGCCUGUCUCGGGUUGGCGCCAUUCCGGGCCUGGAGUGUCCCAGCGAACCGCAGGGGGGAAUGUUCCUCAUGGUUCAUGUAAACCUAGCAUCCUUCCCGUCAUUUCCGGACGACAUUUCAUGGUGCAGGCAGCUUUUGCAAGAGCAGAGGGUGGUUUUGAUCCCAGGCACUGCAUUCCGGCUGAAUUCAUCGCGCGCAAUCAUGUCCAGUCCGUUCGUCGCAGGAGUCGCGGUGGCAACGGCUGCUCUCGCGGCGCGGUACGGCAUAGAGGCGUGGCAGGCGUUUAAAGCGCGACCUGCCGUGCCGCGCAUUCGGCGCUUCUACGAGGGGGGCUUCCAGCCUACUAUGACGCGACGAGAGGCUGCUCUCAUUCUUGGGAUCAGGGAGAGUGCAGCACAGGAGAAGGUGCGGGAGGCGCACAGACGGGUGAUGACAGCCAAUCAUCCAGACGCAGGUGGCAGCGACCUACUGGCGUCCAAGAUCAACGAGGCUAAGGACUUGCUCCUGGGCCAGACCAAGGGCAGCGGCUCUGCGUUUUGA
Closterium sp. Yama58-4 is the source of this 1767-nucleotide messenger RNA. Lineage: Eukaryota; Viridiplantae; Streptophyta; Zygnematophyceae; Desmidiales; Closteriaceae. The record is from the annotation of a GenBank genome assembly.